Messenger RNA from Schistocerca serialis cubense, 4340 nucleotides. RefSeq names its product semaphorin-2A-like. The transcript has 14 exons. The record is from RefSeq and is a predicted model, not a curated record. Gene Ontology annotation, molecular function: semaphorin receptor binding; chemorepellent activity. Lineage: Eukaryota; Metazoa; Arthropoda; Insecta; Orthoptera; Acrididae. Gene Ontology annotation, biological process: positive regulation of cell migration; neural crest cell migration; semaphorin-plexin signaling pathway. The coding region runs from base 165 to 2387 and encodes 740 amino acids.
GCCGCGGCGCGCGCAACAGUGAGCAGCCGUGCCCGAGCGGCGAGCAACCCUCCGCUCGCCGCGCAGCCCACGUAGUCGGUGUGGGCCAUGGAGGAGCCUCCAGCCAGCUGCGCGUAACGUUAGCUGCGAGCGUCACGCUUUACACUCGUCACAGUAACUUCAAAAUGCAUAGUUCGGCGGCGGCGAUCUUCCUGCUCGUUUUCACGGGAGUAAUUGUGCCGUUGGCAGCAGUGGCACUUAAGGACCACCACCACCAGCCACGGGCUUCUGCUGGAUCUGGCGGUGGCGGUGGUUGUCGUGGAGGGGACAGCGGGGGCGGCAAGGAGAAAGUACCCCGGAGGACGAGAUACCGUACAGGACACCUAUCGGAGUUUUCCUGCGGGAAGCUGUACUACAGGACAUUCAUGCUCGACUCGAAGAGGGAUUCUCUAUACGUUGGCGCAAUGGAUCGCGUCUUCAGACUGAACCUCAACAACAUCAGUCAGUCGCAGUGCGAUAAAGAUUCUUUGGUGAUGGAAGCGAGUCAUGUGGCUAACUGCGUCUCCAAAGGCAAAUCUGAGCACUUCGACUGUCGCAAUCAUAUACGCGUCAUCCAGCCAAUGGGUAACGGAAACCGUCUCUAUGUGUGCGGGACCAAUGCACACAGUCCGAAGGACUGGGUUAUUUACGCGAAUCUGACGCACUUGUCGCGGCGUGACUACGUACCCGGCGUGGGCACGGGUGUGGCCAAGUGCCCGUACGACCCGGCGGACAACUCGACGGCGGUGUGGGUGGAGCGCGGCAACCCGGGCGGCCUGCCGGGCCUCUACAGCGGCACCAACGCCGAGUUCACCAAGGCCGACACCGUCAUCUUCCGCACAGACCUGCACAACCUGACCACCGGCCGCCGCGAGUUCUCCUUCAAGAGGACCCUUAAGUACGACUCCAAGUGGCUCGACAAGCCGAACUUCGUUGGCUCAUUCGACGUGGGCGAGCACGUGCUGUUCUUCUUCCGAGAGCCGGCCGUGGAGUACAUCAACUGCGGCAAGAGCGUCUACUCGCGCGUGGCGCGCGUCUGCAAGCGCGACACCGGCGGCAAGAACAUCCUCUCGCAGAACUGGGCCACCUUCCUCAAGGCGCGCCUCAACUGCUCCCUGCCCGGCGAGUUCCCCUUCUACUUCAACGAGAUACAGGCCGUAUACCGCACUCCGGACGACCCGAGCCGCUUCCACGCCGUCUUCACGACGUCCAGCACGGGCCUGAUCGGAUCGGCCAUCUGCUCGUACACGCUGCAGGACCUGCAGCAGGCGUUCCGCGGCCGCUUCAAGGAGCAGGCGACCAGCAGCUCCGCCUGGCUGCCCGUUCUCUCCAGCAGGGUGCCGGAGCCGCGGCCCGGAGAGUGCGUCAACGACACCCAGACCCUGCCCGACACGGUGCUCAACUUCAUCCGAUCGCACCCGCUGAUGGACUCUGCCGUGGGCCAUGAGUACGGCAAGCCGGUGUUCUACAAGCGGGACGAGGUGUUCACCACGGUCGUUGUGGACCGCCUGAAGGCUGAGUUGGCACCUGCCGGCGUCUACAGCGUCUUCUACGCAGGCACCAGCACUGGGUCCGUGUACAAGGUCGCCCAGUGGUUCGAUCCAGCUACCGGGGAAUCCUCGUCAAGUCUCGUCGACGUCUUCGACGUGACACCGGGAGAAGCGAUCCACGUCAUGGAUAUCUCACCACAGCACGCGUCGCUGUACGUGGCGACGGACGAGCGUGUGCGGCAGCUGCUGCUGGCCGACUGCGGCCGUCGCCAUUCCAACUGCCUGCAGUGCGUCACCGACCCCUACUGCGGCUGGGACCGACGAGACGGCGUCUGCAGACUGUACGCCCCUGGACUGCUGCAGGACGUGACGAACAGAUCGCGCGGCCCGUGCGAGACGAGUGUGCCCAAGAAGCGGCUGACGGUCACGUGGGGCCAGAGCGUGCACCUGGGCUGCCUCAGCCAGCAGCAGGCUGCGCCGCAGGUGCUCGCCGGCCGCGCCGUCUCCUGGCUGCACUACAGCGACGCCAGGGGCCGCUACCACAUACGCUUCAGUAAGCCCGAGAAGUACAUCGAGACGUCGGAGCACGGCCUGGUGAUCAUCGCGGUGACGGAGGCGGACGCGGGCCGCUACGACUGCUGGCUGGGCGGGGCGCUGCUCUGCUCCUACAACGUCACCGUCGACACCCAUCGCUGCUCGCCGCCCGGAAAGUCGCACGACUACCAGAAGAUCUACUCCGACUGGUGCCACGAGUUCGAGAAGUACAAGACCGCCAUGAAGUCCUGGGAGCGCAAGCAGGCGCAAUGCCUGGCGCGACAGAAUGAAAGCAACCAAAACGCACAUCCAAACGAGAUCUAUCACGGUUCACUGAUAAGGUAACGUGGCAACGCUAAGUGAGGCACAUGGCUGGAGAACGUGGCUCCCAUCUGCUCAGCGAGCGCCUCAUUCUUGGCUGCCUCAGAAGCGUGGUUCGAUGGCCCCGGAGACCGUGCACAGUAUUCACGCGAACUCGCAGCUCUUCCUAAACUGACGGCUGUUGGUGGCAAGAUGGACCAGCGGCUGCAAGUGCUCUGAGCUGUGAACAUUGUACGCUCAAAUGGUGUUUGUUUGCUGAUAUGUCAGUACAUUGACUGAUGGGUAACUUACUGUGGUAGGUAGCACUUGGGACCUGGACACAAACUGAUUUAGGUUUUCUAGAAAAUGAUUUAUGAGUAGGGACAAUAACAGUGUUUUUUAAUGUGUAUCUUGUUGGGGAACAUGACAUCCAGAAGUUUAUCGUCGAUGAACGUUACUUAUCUCUUAGCCCCUGUAAAAAGUUCCCCAAAGGAAGGUCUUGUGGGAUGUUACCUUUCCAGCAUGUCUGCUAACAACAUCCACUGUAUAACAGCUGGUGUUUGUGUUGAAGAAAGUAUAAUUUAUUUGUGCUGUGAAUGUAACACACUGUAGACAUAGCAGUUGCAAGAGUAAUAAAUUACUGUUGCUGUCUGACAAGAAGCAGAUAUCUGACUUACAGUGGCAAAAAAUGAUGUAUGUCCCUUUAAUGAUGCUAACUGACAAUGUCAAACUGAAAAAAAUUGUUUUGUUCAGAUCACAGGUAAAUAGAUUGAACUUCGCAUGUUAACAUUGCUUUUACUUAAUUUUUGAACUUCGUUUAGGAAAUGAAAAGUUAUUAUAAUUUCUUUGGGGAAAACUGGUUCUUCUUUAUAGUCUUAGAUGAGGUCUGUGUCCACCUAACCACAGUGCUACCCACAAAAGACUAUUUCGAAGUUUGACAUUUGAAUGAAUGACUGUUUGUAUAUAAAUGGUGCAGUGCUAAAAAUGAACUGUGUCUGUUUGGUGUUCCUGAAUAUUUGUGAAUGUAUUUGAUGAACUCCCCCACCCAUAAAGAUAUUUAAUGGAUCUGUGAUAUUUUUCUAUCAUCCUUCAUUGUUUUAAAAAGGAAGAAGAGGAAUAAAUAUUUCAGUGAAUGUAGAUUAAGACAAGUAUAAAAUUUGUAUGAAUGUGACAGAGAAUCCAUGGUUUACAAUGUAAGAAACAAUAUUCUGCUAAAUGCUUACCUCAAAUAACUUCCCUGCUGUUCAGCAUUUUUCCACAUCAUAACUAAUUUAAAAGCUGGAAUUAUGCUGCAAAAGAUAAUACCUGUCACCUGCAUUAAUGUUUACUGUCUGUCUCAGACUGGUUCUUGAAACGUACUGAGUGGAUUAUAAGCCACAAAAAGUGGUGCUACAGAUGUAAUCUUGGCUUCAGAAGUCAUUGGAGGACCUGCAAACUGUUUUCACUCUGUGCAUGUGAAAUAUUAAGAGAAAAUCCCAAAUAACUACACUAAUAAUUAUCUUUUAUGCAAUGAAAGUAAUGCAUAAUUCUGACUACUAUGAGGCAUAUCUGUUAUGUAGUAUACUCAAAAUUUUAAAACUCAGCAGUAACAGGAUAUAUAUGUCAUUAGCAAUAAGAGAUGAAGAUAUAUUGUUGUUAAAUAUAUUCUUAAGCUCUAUGGAUAAAACAUCAGCUAUUUGUCUUCCGGAAAUUGAAAUAAGCUACAAUUUGUCCAUAUUUUCCAUUUAUUUUGCUUUAUUAUGAAGUGAGAACAAUAGAACCAGUCUUCAUGAGUUGCCUCACGAAUUUGGUUUUAUUUUAUUUGUGGUUGAUUGUUACAGGAAAAUGAUAAAUUAUUAACUGCUUUGUUAAUUGUGAACUAUGUUUACUAGUUUACUAAGAAUUGUCCUAACUGUGGAGAUAUUUACAGAUGUUGCAUGAUGCAAAAAUUGUCUUUUCUUUUCAACAUUGUAUCAGUAAUUCGCCUUCAUUUGUAAAAAGUUUGAAAAUGUAAUAAAA